Molecule: messenger RNA, 629 nt
Organism: Arabidopsis arenosa
Lineage: Eukaryota; Viridiplantae; Streptophyta; Magnoliopsida; Brassicales; Brassicaceae
Source: the annotation of a GenBank genome assembly
AAACCAGUAUCAAUCACAAACACAAACACAUUGGAGCAAACAAAAAUGUCAAGAGAAAUAGAACCACUAAUAGUGGGAAGAGUGAUAGGAGAUGUACUAGAAGUGUUCAAUCCAAGCGUGACAAUGAGAGUCACUUUCAAUUCCAACACAAUCGUCUCUAAUGGUCACGAGCUCGCGCCUUCUCUUCUCCUCUCUAAGCCUCGCGUUGAGAUCGGUGGCCAAGAUCUUCGUUCCUUCUUCACCUUAAUCAUGAUGGACCCCGACGCCCCGAGUCCUAGUAAUCCAUAUAUGCGUGAAUAUCUGCAUUGGAUGGUGACAGAUAUUCCCGGUACAACCGAUGCUUCUUUUGGGAGAGAGAUAGUGAGAUACGAAACGCCUAAACCAGUGGCGGGAAUACACAGAUACGUCUUUGCGCUAUUCAAACAGAGAGGGAGGCAAACCGUGAAGGCAGCGCCGGAAACAAGAGAGUGUUUCAACACAAAAGCGUUCUCUUCUUACUUUGGUCUUUCUCUACCUGUUGCUGCUGUUUACUUCAACGCCCAACGUGAAACUGCUCCUCGACGACGUCCUUCUUAUUAACUCUAUCUAUUAAAACUCUACUCUAUAAACAAUAAAGUUCAAUAGACCUA